UGUUGUUUGCUGGGUCUCGCUGCGUAUUGAAGGGUGUGGACGGAGAACAAAGAUGUCGAGGAGCAUGCCGAGACACAAGAACGAUGCCCUGAUGGUCGCUGCUCCGCGAGCAAGCAUGGCCGAAGUGGAGCGGGCGGGGCCGGCUCAGCUAGCGGACUCGAAACGCUUCUGGAAGAUCGAGAAGCAGGAGGGUGACCUGACCGGGCAGCUGGGGGACCUGGAGCAGGGGACGAGGCAACGGAACCGAGAGUUCGAGGCUAAGCUAAGGGCGAUCGCGGAGAGAAUCCGGGGGCUUGAGGUCGGGAUCGAGCGAGAGGUCCAGGAGCGUGAGGAAACCCACGCGGUCAUGUUCACGGGAUUGCAGGAGAAGCUAAAGGCGGCGGCCGCGGCAGUAGAGGCCGACGCAGAAACUUCCAUUACCGAUCGAUUCGAACCGGGGCUUUCCGAAAACAUGGAGAGAAUAGAAGCCGAUGACGCGCGGGUGGAAGAGUUCGUGCACGUGACAGUCCCGCGGAUCGUCGACGAGCAGAGCGGUGCCGUUACCCGAAAGCUGCAGAAGGCACGGGAAACGUUCGACAUCGAGAACGCUAAGAUUGCCAAGCGAGAGCGGAAGCUGGUCUCGCGGUUUGAGACCCACGUCAAGGGAACCGCGCAGAGCUUUGAGGACGAAGAGGCUACACGAGUGGGCAAGCUUUGGCUCCUGGGCGAGGAUCUGCAGGCGGUCGAGCACAUGGAUGAUCGAGGCGAUGAAUCCCUUCAACUCUCGAUUGUAAAGACAAUAAAAGCGACCCGAGGAGACGUGGCGACGUUGAGUAAGGAGCGAGGUUACCAUGACGGCUUGCUGUUGGACUCGCUGGCGCACGCUCAACAAAAGCUCCAGCGAUGUAUUCUAGAAACGUUCGGGACAAAGGAAGAGGACGACGACUGCGGUGACUCGCGACCAGGGGGGCAUGUGGAAUGAAGGGGAGGGUACACCGGAGCGUGUACAGUGAACCUUGCAUCGCACCUGCGCAUCAUCCUCUGAAAGGAUUGGGUGUGCGCUUGCUAUUUCCUUUGCUUGGGGGGGUUGUUUGUGCUUUGCGGCGCGGGCUAUUUGUAGGCGUCGAAAGCGUGUGGGGGCGCGGAAGGAAUCGAGAAUGGAGGGGGAAGAGUGAAAGAAGAAACGGGGAGGUCUCUGGAUCGUUGUUGAUCUCUUGAGCGUGUUUCGCCACCCACUGUAGGCAUGGGCAUUGACCGUCCCCCAAAAUAUUUACAAAACCACGUUCGUUGCUCAUUUGUGGGAAACCGUCGGCUCCUUCACAGGCACGUUGGUUCUUCUACCGCUUGAUGUGCGCUCAGUCGAAUGCGAUUGUAUGUGAAAGGCAGCGUUUGUAAAGCUUGACUGGCCGGUUCAAAUUUGGCAACAUUUGUGA
Ectocarpus sp. CCAP 1310/34 is the source of this 1412-nucleotide messenger RNA. The record is from the annotation of a GenBank genome assembly. NCBI's taxonomy places the organism in Eukaryota, Phaeophyceae, Ectocarpales, Ectocarpaceae.